AUGAAAAUUCCUGAGGAUCAGAAAUACUGAGAUUUAUGCGCAUCUAUUUGCUUAAUUAAUACUAUAUCAGAAUAUCUUCAUAAUGAUGAAGAUCAAAUUAGCAGUUUAAUGCAAAUAGAGCAAGCUCUAAAAGAUUCUCAAAAAUUUAACUUGAAAGAAGAAUCAAUAAAACAGCUGUGAGAUCAUACUGAAACGAAAAAAGAUAGCAUUUGAAGCUGGCUCAACAUUAUUUUGGAUGGUUGUUAUCUAUGAAAUUUGCUUUUUUAUCGAGAAGAAAAUACAACUUAUAUUUCUUCAUUAAAUUAUUGAAAGUUAGCCUGAGGGGAAUAUAUGAAAAAUAAGUCUGCUUACUUAGCUUGUAUCAGCAGUACAGAUAAGCCUAAAGUCUUAUUAGAAAAUAGCUAUGGUAAAUUCUUGCUGGUGUUAGCAUUUUCUAAUUCUGAAAAAAUUAUGUAUUAUUUUAAGAAAAAUUCAUGAUUUGCGUUAGGGAAUAGAGAAGAAAGCAUGGUAACUUUUCUCCCUGAUAUGUAUUUAUUGUACAUAAGAACGGAAGAUUGUCAAUUUCACGAAGAUAUUAAUUACGCUGAACAAUUUUUGAUUUUGAAUAGCAUGGAUAACCUAUCAAUUUUUUCAAAAUUGGAACAUUCAUAUUAUUCUGAGCGAUAUGAGAAAUCAAGAGACAUAGAGACAUUGACUAACGAAAAUGAUAUUCUUAAAAAAUCGCUCAAUAAAGAAGCACAUAAAUAUUCGGAGAGACUUGAGAAUCAAGAAAGAGAUAUAGAAAGAUUGACUGCUGAGAAUGAAACUCUUAACAAAUCAGUAAAUGAAGCUUCAGGUGCAAUGUCAAAACAAAAAUCUGAAAUUGAAAAACUUAAAAAUGAAAUUUCUAAUUUAAAACAGCUAUUAAAUAAUAAAGAAAGAGAAGCAGAAAAUCUAGAAAAAGCUAAUAAAGCAUUGGAAUCUGAGCUCAACAAGCAAAAGCAAAGCAAUAACUCGCUCCAAAGUGAAUAUGAUAAGUUAAUGCAGUAUAAUAAUAAUUUAUCUUCGAAAAACAAAGAGCAAGUGCAAUCCGAGCUUGAAAAGUUUUAUAGCAAGAUAAAUCAAGCCUGUGAUGAACUUAAUCAAGGCAUAAUCUCAACAAUUCAUUGUCCAGAAGCUGAACUAGUUCGUAAAGAUCACACCCUCAAACAGUAUGACCUUUCAGCAAGUUCUCAUUUGAAAGAAUCAAAAACUUCUAUAUUUCCUAAUAUUAAACAGGGAAUUCCCAAUCUCGGAAACACUUGCUAUUUGAACUCAGUUUUGCAAAUCUUCGCAAGCACAAAUACGCUUUUUGAAUUUAUUGGUACAAAAGAGGAUAGCUUGUCAAUAGCCUUAUAUAAUGUUCUUUUAGCUAUUCGAAUGGGAAGCUUUGAAGCAUUAGUAAGAUCAUUAAAAUCAGAGAUUGACGCAGUCUUUCCGAUGUUCUUGCAUGGAGAGCAACAGGAUGCAAAAGAACUACUCGUAACACUAUUUGAUCAUACUUUAGAUGCAAGAGCAAAAUCAUUAUUCUCUUUUUGCUACCAUGAGAAGCUGCCUUGCGAUAACUGCGGAAAAGUAUCACUUCUAAUAAGGGAGGAAAAUUUACUUCUUAUUCCAAGCCAUGAAACAAGUAUUACAUCUUUUCUUAAUAAAAUAACAGAACCAAAAAGCAUUCAAGGUCAAGGACUGAAAUGUGAAUCAUGCAAUCAAUUUUCAAUUUUUAAAACAGAAAUCACUAGUAUUGAGUCUCCACAUUACUUAAUUUUCUACUUGUCUAGGUCAGAAAAUGGAAACCCAAGGCCUUAUAAUUUUUUAGAAGAGACUUUAACAUUAAAUAGCCAAACUUACUGCUUGUAUGGAGUUAUUUGCUAUUAUAAGAAUGGAAAUGGAGGGCACUAUACAGCAUUUACAAGGGAUGGAGACCAAUGGAACAAUUAUAAUGACAAUAUUGUUGGAAUUAAAACCUUUGACCAAAAUGAUGCUUAUUUAGCUUUUUAUUCAGUAAUAUCUUAA
Messenger RNA from Blepharisma stoltei, 2031 nucleotides. The record is from the annotation of a GenBank genome assembly. NCBI's taxonomy places the organism in Eukaryota, Ciliophora, Heterotrichea, Heterotrichida, Blepharismidae.